AUGCGUCAUGCCAACGACUUCUACACUGGGGAAACUGUAAUGUUUUCUGAAUUUCAGGUCUUUCGGCUGAGUAGAAUUUCAUUGCAGGUCACUCUUGUCGAAGAAGGUGUGUUUAGCGGUCGUUUUCGUCACAAGGGACUUCAAUGA
Strongylus vulgaris is the source of this 147-nucleotide messenger RNA. NCBI's taxonomy places the organism in Eukaryota, Metazoa, Nematoda, Chromadorea, Rhabditida, Strongylidae. The record is from the annotation of a GenBank genome assembly.